This is a messenger RNA of Agrilus planipennis (emerald ash borer), 7406 nucleotides long. RefSeq names its product homeobox protein abdominal-A homolog. The coding region runs from base 956 to 2062 and encodes 368 amino acids. Lineage: Eukaryota; Metazoa; Arthropoda; Insecta; Coleoptera; Buprestidae. Gene Ontology annotation, molecular function: RNA polymerase II cis-regulatory region sequence-specific DNA binding; DNA-binding transcription factor activity, RNA polymerase II-specific. The record is from RefSeq and is a predicted model, not a curated record. Gene Ontology annotation, cellular component: nucleus. Gene Ontology annotation, biological process: anterior/posterior pattern specification; negative regulation of transcription by RNA polymerase II. The transcript has 3 exons.
CUGAACGUACGUAAUAAAAGUUUCUCGUUGACCGAUUGUUAAAAGACGUCGUUACUAAACUGGAUAAUUGUUUUGGUUGCGUGAAACAAAAGGCUCUUAGGUUUAAAGCUGAUUUUGAAAGUAACUCACAAUUUUCUUAAUUUUACUCAGACGCAAAUACCUAAUUAGCAGACAUGGUUAUGAAAAGAGAAAGCCCCUUGUAUACCUAUUACAAUUUUUUUUUCACGAAUUGCCAUAAUCUCGCAAAUAAUUAUAUUUCGCUUCUUGGUCGACAUUCACUCAGUUUAAAGGCGCUUAAAUUCCUCAACUGAAGCGAGAUUAAAAAAAGUUAUGUUUACUGAAAUUUUGUAAGAUGCGACAACGUCGUGAACAGUAUUUGCGGCAAAUACCGAAAUGAAAAUGAGAAACCGAAGUCUGCUGAGAUCCGCUCAGCAGCACCAGCGUUGGGAGAGAGCACAGACGGCGUGUUAUCCUUAGCGCGUGAGUAUCGAGCGCCUCGUGGCAUUUUCCGGCCGUCGAUUGGCCAGGACCGCACCUGCUCGGAUUGGCGUUACGGUGGAGGGGCGCCAUUAGCAGUCGCGGCCUAGUACCGCGGAUAAAGCACAGAGGGCCGUAGACUAAACAUACUACAUGGGUCAUAAAGGAUUCGAAGAAGUAUAGAAGUAUACCUACGUACGUACGAACGCGCGUUAAAGAAUUCCCCGCUAAUAGGUUACGUCGUAGUCAUCAUCAGCGUAGUAGCCGUCGUCGUCGUUUUCCCUUUAGUAUUUAAUAACCACAAGUGAUCGCGGUCCAAGUUCGACCGACUUUGGAGUGUCGUCUAAGAAACCACAACAACCUAAAACAAAACAUUAAAACUUGAUACUUAACUUUUUUUUAAUUGCGUGUAUAUCUAAAGUGAGAUGAGUGCGCACAGUAUUAAUGACGGCGGUGCAGCGUUCCGGAACAACCGGCAAUGACUUCCAAAUUUAUCAUCGAUAGCAUGCUCCCUAAGUAUCACCAGCAAUUCCAUCAUCAGCAAUUGUUCCCAAGUCCGACGAGCAGUGCAACGAGUGGUAUCGAAGUUUCGGCCGUUAACUAUAGCUCAUCGUCGGUGUCGCCGAGCGGUUCGUCACCUGGCAGCGCCUCAUCAACAUCCCCCGCGUCCAGAAUGUAUCCAUACGUUUCGGCCGCGACGGCCGCCGCCCAUCACCAUCAUCAACAACAGGCGGCGGCAGCAGCUGCUUUUAACGCCGCUGCCGCUUCGGGUACCAUGGUACCCGGGGCCUUUUCAUCGAGUUCAACGGCAGCUUUGGCGGCAGCCGUAGACGCCGCCACGGAUAAGUCCUGCAGGUACACGGCCGGUCUAGGAAGCAACGUCACACCAGCCGAUUCCAUGGUCAAUUAUACCCUGGGACAUCACCAUCAAAACGGCGCUUCUGCUGUUUCAGCGGCUGCAAGUUCGGUAAGCGCCGCUUCAGCUUCUAUGGCCGUCGCGGCGCAAUUUUAUCACCAGGCGGCAAGUGCUGUCGUGGAUCCAUUAAACUCAUGUUCACAGCCCACAGCACCAGGAGGACAACCAUUACCCGACAUACCCAGAUAUCCGUGGAUGUCCAUCACAGAUUGGAUGAGCCCUUUUGAUCGAGUCGUAUGCGGUCCAAACGGAUGUCCACGAAGACGAGGUCGACAAACAUACACCCGUUUCCAAACGUUGGAACUGGAAAAGGAAUUCCAUUUCAACCAUUAUCUGACCAGGCGGCGUCGCAUAGAAAUAGCCCACGCCCUCUGUCUCACAGAGAGACAGAUCAAAAUAUGGUUCCAAAAUCGACGGAUGAAAUUGAAAAAAGAACUGCGGGCCGUAAAAGAGAUCAAUGAACAGGCACGACGGGAGCGCGAAGAACAGGACCGGCUUAAGCAGCAGCAGCAAGAGAAACAACAGCAAAAAAUGGAACAGCAGCAGCAACAGCAGCACCACUCCGCGUCACAACAUCCGCAACAUCAUCACGACAAUAUGAAGAUGGGUAUCGAAAAGAGUGCAUCUAGUAACGAUCUCUUGAAAGCCGUGUCAAAAAUACCCGCAUAAAGAAUUUUAAUAAAUAAUUAGAUCAGGUAGUAGAUAAACUACCUAACGAAAUGUCCAAAAUACGUACUAGUUUUUAAAGAAGGCGGCAGGAUAGCGACGUCAGCUAUUAGAAUAGUAGCGGACCGGCGUUGGAUCCUUGCGGCUCGCCGUUCGAAUAUUGAACAUGUACCUACUACUACGGCUCUUUUUGUGUUGCCUGUUGUACUUCUCUAUACGUUGUAAAUAUUAUUACUGAUGUGUUCAUAUAUUUAAUUAUACAAUCGCUGCUGAUGGUUCUGCUGUUGCGGUCGUUGAACGAAGAUGAACAAGGAACAUGGAGAAGGCCAGUGAUGGAUUCUUGGACACACCCUCCGUUUUGCACGGUGACUGUGUUUUUUGUUUAUCUCGUAAUCGGUUCCGUUUUGUGAUUUUCAGUUGGACCAUUUCGAAACUUUGUUGUUAGUUCGAACGCGCUAAAUAGUGAUGGAUGACGAUGAUAUAAAAGUGUCUCCUCGGCCGUCAACGCAGAAAGCAUCAAUUGAACGAUUUUUAUUACUCUUGUUUCAUUUCGUUUAGUUUUUGUUUUUCGAUCGAACUGUUAUCGAGACGUGCUCUCUCUUCCCUUUUCGUUACUGCGGUUAUUUUUUUAUUUUUACUUAAAGUAACUACUCGCGACUGUGUCCGGUGGAGUAGUUGCCUUUUCCUCAUGCAACUACGCCGUAUUAACAUAUACGUAACUUGGUGUCAGGGUAGAUUUUAAAGUAACCCGAUCCGAUUUAAAGUAAAAAGGGGCGUUCUACUGAGUGAUUGCGACCUAGUCGAUUCCAUGAAAGAAAAUUUUGUGAAUUCAUUUUCGUUGCCAUUUUUCGACAAAGUUUAGAGAAUCGUAAUUUAAAAUUUAUAAGGGUGAUCAAAGCAUAAAUAAGAAUGAGAACUUACUUUCAUGGAAUUUUUGUCUAAUAGGCAGUUCCUAACUCCAGGCUUCCAGGCAAAGCAAUGUCAGCCCCCAUCGCCAUGGAUGGCGGGGGUUGUAAUUUAUAAUUUAAUGUGUUCUUCAAUUUUUUUUUUUAAUUUCAGUUGAAGUUGCUUUGUCGAUACAAUGGCACUGAAAUUAAUUUAUUUUAGGUACUUAUUUAUCAUCUUCCUUAUACAAGAUCCCGCAUUAAUAACACCUGGAGUGUUUUAGAUGUUCUUAUGAUUCAGUAAUAACUAUAACGAAUCGUGUUGUCAAUAUUUUGCAGAAUAUUGACAACUACAUCAGUGAAUCACAAAUUAUGCUAACAUUUCAAGUGUUAUUCUAGUAAAUGGGAGAUUUUAUAUCAAUGAGUGUAAACAAGCAAAUGCCAAUUUUUCACAUCAACGUAUAAUUUAAUAAUUUACAAUUUGUUUUUAGUUUGAUUGUCAAGCAAACUACCGUCCUCGUCAUUAUCAUCAGUUGUCUGUUUUCGAUUUCCUUAUUUGUAACUUUUAAUCUACUAAUGUGCUUGGUUGAUGUGAAAAUGGUAAUGUCUCUUCCAUUUUAUUAUUAGACAAAAAGUAUACAGUUAUUACGCCCGCGUUUAGUGAGAAAAUCAUGGUUUCAUUUUAUGAAAGUAAAAAUAAAUUAAUUUAUUCGAUUACUUUCGAUUAGUGAUAGCUGAAGUUAUUACUGCAGUACGCCUAUCAAUUACUAUAUACGUAAAAUGGUACAAUAUUUUCUAUGUAACCUUACAUCCAGGUCGCCACUAUUAAUUAUAGCAACAAAUAAUAAAAAAAAGAUACCUAGUUUUAUCGGUGUAAAAAGAGUUAUACCUACCCAGAUGCAUAUAUACAUAGUACAUUCGUGAAUAUUAUUAUUAAAUAGUAGGCGAAGAAAUAUUAAGUUAAAGAAGGAAGGCCUAGGAUCGAUAAGAUUAUGAAUGUGACCCCCAUAUGUUCGACUUUAAUAAGCUUUCUAAAAAAUUUUAUUGCUGUUUUGAGUGUUAACAGUAGGUAUUUUUUGAGGAUCACAAUUACUUUGUCAGGAAGACGUGAACAUUUAUGACAUUUUUAUCAUAUCGACAUAUUUCAUAUUAGCCAGUGGAGGCAACAGUUAUUUUCUUUUAGUCCCUGAUACUAAUGAAGAACAUAUUUUAGGAUCUGAGUAGUACCUUCACUCCCCGACUGGAAAUUAGUUCAGUGUAGGGUCCAAUCCGGAUUAGAAUUGCCUGAAGACUGUUCAGGGAUAAAUCAGACUUCCUGAUCCGGAUAUGCUUAAAAAUCAUCAGACCAUAUAUGAUCCGUUUAAAAGAUUCAUGCCGGAUCCGUUUCAAAGACCUAUGCUGGAUUCAUUUCAAAGAUCCAUGCCCGAUCCGGCCAAAUGAUCAGAAUUAACUUGUUUUUACAUAUUAGUUUGACAUUAAAUAAUUAAAUAAUAAUUAUUUACUCACAAUAUUAAUAAUGAAUUUAUUGUUUGGUAAGCAAUAUUACCUACCAUAAUCAGAUAAAAAAACUGAAUUCUGUAUUAUGAUCCAGUUCAGGACAUCGGAUACAGUCUUGCUUUAAACAACGUACCGAAACCAUAAGACAAUUCGCAAUUUUAGAUGAUUAAUCAUAUAACUGGAUCAAGGGAUAGGUUACUGUACUUUGGUCAGAAUUUGAUCGAGGGAUAUUAUACUUUGACGAAUUCCUGAUCAGAUCAUUGGACCAACGGAUAUAGUACUCUACUUUGAACAGAUUUUGAUCAGAUAGACCGAUAAAGGGAAAUGAUACUGUACGCUGAUCAGUUCCUAAUCAGGUAACCAGAUCAUGGGAUGGAGUGCUGUACUCUGAUCAGGAAGGGAUCAGAUGACUGUAUUAUGGAAAAUCUGAUCUGGAUUUGAUCAUAAUCCGGCUUCUCUGAACUUAUUUCCAGUCGCUUUUAGUAAUGGAGAAAUACAAACAAAUUGGAACAAAAUGCUAAAGAUAGCCAAGUUUGAUCACCAAAAUAAUUGUGUUCGAAUGACCCUAAAUGAUAUGAAUUAUAAAAAUGAGUUUAAGAAACAAUAAAAAAAUAUGAAAAAAGCUUUUUUAGAAGACUUAUUAAAUUCCCUGUUAUGUGGGCUAUUUUGGUACUGUUACCGAUUCUGGCUCUUUUAUUGCAAGAAGAAAAAAUGUUUCGCAAUGUCUCUAUUUAUGUUGAAUUUACCGUACUGACCAUUGAUAACGAUGUGUGAUUUUUGUAUUCGUAAGAUUUACUUACUUGGUAAACAUCAUGACUAACGUCGUGAGUUUCCGUAUUUUUGUUAUUAUUCCUGUUUAAAUUUGAAGGCUGUCUGCGCGAAUUUCAUUCUUUAUUUUGUUGCUCGAUUUAAGAAAAAUUUAAUUCAUUUCCAAAUACUUUAUAACUGUUAGUUGUACCUUUAUAGUGGUGAAUGAUUGAUAAUUCCUUUGAAAAAGGGCCUUAAAAGUUUACCCCAUAUUUUACCAUUAGAAUUAAAAGAACAAAAUUGUUUAAUUGAAGGAAACUAUUAUAUGUUUGCUUGUUGUUUUUUUAACGUAAAUAAAAAUGUAUAAAUUUGCAGAUUUUGGUGAGGUUUUAUUAUUCUAGAAACGUUUCUUUUUUAUUCAAAAAAAGUGAUAAUUAAAUUGGUUUGUUAUUAGAUUUAUUGUUGGUAUUUAAUCUUUUAAGGUCCAUUUUAGAAACAACCUGCAUUUCAUUAAUUUGUCGAUUUUGCUUUUACUUAAACCGAAUCGUUUAAUUGGAUACAGUAUUUUUAGAAUCUAAUGUUUGCAUCCUGUAGAAAUAUCGUGCACAUUCGAAUAUGUAAAUACUUAUUGAUUAACUAAUGGAUUGUCUGUGACAACUACACUGUAACAAUUUAUAAAUUUAAAUGAAUAAUAAUAAUAAUAAUUUAAUAGAUACGCAUAGUGGAAGCCAUUUCCCGUGUAGGUUUAAACUAAUAGCGAGUUAAAAAAUGCAGUUAUUUAUGUAUGUAAUUUGAUGUAGUCUCGAUACCUGUGAACUUGCCGUAAAAAUAGAAUAAGUUUAGAUGACACUGUUACAUACAUACUCAAAGGGUUCCGUGUGAUAGAGGUGACUGUGAAUGUCAUGGUUUUCCCUAUUCCUUCAUUCGAGUGCGCUGCCAAGAAAAAGUCAAAAUUUAGUAAAUUAAAAUGCGAGAAUUUAAUUUAAUAAUUUAUAUAUAUCUAGGAAGAAAGAAGCUCUUUUUGUUUCGUAACAUACAUGCAUAGUGUUUCAGUUUUUGUACUUUACUUAUAAAAAAUAUGAAUCGAAAUAAAAUUUGAGUUUCUUAAGGCGGUACGUAAGCUUGUAGUGGGAGUAAAAAGUGACAGUAAAAUGAAUCUUGUACGCCUGCGCUGUGACUCUUAGUUGUGUGCGCUUGCUCUUUCUACUUCGCGCAUGUUCAUUUCUCAGUAAUCAGUUGUGCGCAGGUAUUUUUGUCGCAGAAAUGUGACAUUGGUAAAAUGCGCAUGUGCGAAUCUACCGACUGUUUUCAUUAGGUAUUAAAGCAAAGAAACACGACUAAACUAACAUCCAAAAUGCAUCUGACAUUUGUCCUUAUCUCUGACGCGUCAGUAUCUGCUCGUAAUAUUUUGUCUCACUCCCACUUAAUUUUCUUUUUUUUGCUACCUUUAGCGUUUCACUUUGAUUUAUGUCACAUAAUGUCCUUGUGAAGGAUUCGCCUCGGCCAGUAACAAAUAGGUACCACAUAUAAGGAAAGAAAUAAUAAUAAAAACUGAAAUACUAUGUCAACUAGCACAUAAAAUUGUUGAAAAAAUAUUUAUAGAUUACAGUCAGGUACCUAUCAAAGUCCGUCCAUUUUUAUUUAAGAUGCAUACUCAAUAAUUAUUUUUUUUUGAUAUUGGAAAGAAGAUGCUGAUAUAAUUUAGGAUUAACCGAGUAUAAGAACGAGUCUUAAAUUUUGACUUUUUAAUGUAAAUGCUUCGCAAAAAAAAGUAUGACAAAAGGUGAAAUGUAUGCGAAAUAUUAAGUGCGACUGACUGGCUUGCAUGAGUGCGACUUUUAAAAAAAAUUACUCGCUUUUAAUGGCCCUUGAGUUAUACUAAAAAUAAAAAUGCUUAAAUACUCAUUAUUUUCCGUAAAAAGUAACUUCUUGUGUAACUCGUUAUUUAUUUCGUUAACUAUAUUCAUAAAUAGGUAUGUGCUUGAUUUAUAUUCACUAAUUUUAGUUUUAGCGUUAAAUUAAUGCCUAUUUUCUUAAUCGUGCAAUACUGUUGUUAGGUGGUUGAUUUUUGGGGUGUUCAUAGUUUUGUUGAUAUUAAUAUGAUAUUGUUAAAUUACUAAGUCUUUGGAAUAUUUAUAGUUUGGCUGGAGAAAAGUGCAAUGAUCUGUCCCUUCUUUAACGAAAGGCAGCAGAGCUAAAGAAGAGUACAAGUAAAAAGA